AUGGCUUCUUUCCCCGCAAAUACCAAGGGUUAUGUCCGACCACUGAACCGCGUCCACGCCUCGCUCUACACCUCCGAUAACCAGCGCAGAUCCAAAAUGGGCGUAGACUGCGGCUUCGAUGUCUAUCCCUCGCUCAGCCCGCAAUGCCAAGGCCAAUACGAGGCUUUUCUUGAAGAAGUCAUCCAGAAAUACAAAGACGCACUUCACCCCAAUACCGGGGAACCCUUAAUCCAGAUCAUCGGCACACCAGAGACUAAAAACGCUUACGUCUUCUUCAAUGUUGGCGAAGGCCCUGUGAUACCUUACCGCUCCGAGUACUUUCUGCGCUUCCAGUCUAAGCUCGUCAGCCGCGACAAUGUAAUGCCAUAUCUGAGGGAAGUCUACUUCAUCGCCCAACGACACUUCCCCGACAAUGUCCAUUUUUGGGCAACUGGAACGUCACCGGCUUUAAUUAGACUAUUGGAUAAGAUACCAGAUAUAAGAGAAGAGGAAGGAACCGUUCGUGAGGAUCAUCAAUAUAUAUAUACGAUGUUGCGAGAUAUGAGACGUCUGGCAGAAGAGGACCAAGAGCGAAGCACACAGGUUGAUUUAGAAAAGGAAGCUGCUUAA
Clonostachys byssicola is the source of this 609-nucleotide messenger RNA. The record is from the annotation of a GenBank genome assembly. NCBI's taxonomy places the organism in Eukaryota, Fungi, Ascomycota, Sordariomycetes, Hypocreales, Bionectriaceae.